Molecule: messenger RNA, 2679 nt
Organism: Ectocarpus siliculosus
Lineage: Eukaryota; Phaeophyceae; Ectocarpales; Ectocarpaceae
Source: the annotation of a GenBank genome assembly
AUGUCUCGGUUCGUGGACUUGCUCGUGUUCCCAGCGCCCCUGGAGCAUGAGUUUUCUGGCCAAGAGAAGACGAAGAUUAAGGAGGCGUUUGCCACCUUCGAUACCAACCAGAGCGGCGACAUCAGUAUGGAGGAGCUCCGGGCGCUUUUGGGGCAAUUGGGGGAAAUGCCGUCCGAGAAGCACCUGCAGGAAUCCAUGAGGGAGGCAGACACGGACAACAACGGCUCCGUGUCUUUCGGGGAACUCGCCUCGCUGAUGCACAAGCUCAAGAAGGACCCCAACUCGAACUCGGCCUUCGUGCGCAAGAUCCACAAGGCUCCUGCCCAGCACUCUGGGGGUAUGGCGUACCACUCGUACUCGGACGACGAGCGGAUGGCCUUUACGGAGCACAUCAACAACUGUCUCGCAGCCGAUCCUGUGGUUGGACCGCGGCUGCCGAUGGACCCUCUCUCCGAAGACCUCUUCACACAGACAUCGGACGGGCUCAUCCUGUGCAAGCUCAUCAACCUCGCUGAAUUCGACACCAUUGACGCCAGGGCGAUGAACGUCGUGUCGGAGAAGAGGCCAAAGCUAUCCAUAUUCCAGAAGAUCGAGAACAUGAACCUGGCGCUCAACGCCGCCAGGGGCAUCGGCUGCGUGGUGACCAACGUCAAUGCCAAGGAUGGCGGUCGAAUCGUGCGGGUACCGGAAGGCACAGAUGAUCGAAAACGACAAAAAACUGGGGAUUUGCUUGCAACCCUUCGUCGAACAACGGUUGAGCAAAUCCCCUGCUACGGGGCGGCAGAAGGGGAAAAGGCAUCAAAAUGCGAAGCCCACAAGGGCGACGACUGGGUCAGCGUCAGGGACAUCAUCGACGGCAACUCUAUUCUCAUCCUGGGACUGGUCUGGCAGAUCAUCCGGAUACAGCUGCUGUCUUCCAUCAGCUUGACGUCCUGCCCGGAGCUGGUUUGCCUUUUGGAGGAGGGAGAGGAGCUGGACGGGCUGUUGGCCUUGCAGCCCGAGGCGAUCCUGCUGCGCUGGUUCAACUACCACCUCGAGAGGUCUUCUUCGGCGAAGCGAGUAAAGAACUUCGGGAACGACCUGAGGGACGGCGAGGCCCUCUCAGUUCUGCUGUCACAGCUAGACCCCACCGUCUGCCAGCCCUGCAACGAGCCGCCUGGUUCCGAGGCCCGCGCAAGGCAUAUCAUCAGCAAUGCCAAGGCGAUGGGCGCGGAGACGUUCAUCCAGCCGGCGGACAUCAUCAACGCCAACAAGAAGCUGCUCCUGGCCUUCUGUGCGCAGCUCUUCAACACCAACCCCAACCUCACGGUGGAGCAAGAAGUGAUGGAGCAGUUCACCGAGGACUUCGCCAACCUGGAGGACGAUGACGAGGGCGACACACGAGAGGAGAAGGUUUUCCGCAUGUGGAUCAACAGCCUGGCCAUCGACAACGGAGACCUGUACAUCAACAACCUCUUCGCCGACGUGCAGAACGGCUCCGCCAUCCUCAAGGUGAUGGACCGCAUUCAGCCCGGGGUCGUGGUGUGGAAGCGCGUCAACAUCGCUCCGAAGAAUCGCUUCAAGAAGGUGGAGAACGGGAACUACGUCAUCGACAUCGCCAAGGUGAUGGGGCUUACGGUGGUGAACGUGGGGGGGUUGGACAUCAUCGAUGGCAACCGCAAGAUGACGCUGGCCAUCAUGUGGCAGCUCAUGCGCCGGCACACCCUCAACCUUCUCCAGGCUCUCUCCAAGAAGGGGAAGAGGAUAGAGGACCCGCAGAUCGUGGCGUGGGCCAACUCCAAGGUCGAAGGGUCCAAGAUUCGCAGCUUCGGGGACCCUUCGCUGUCGACGGGCGUUUUCUUGCUCAAGGUGUGCCACGGCAUCGACCAGUCGACCGUGAACUGGGACCUUGUCGUCAUGGACCCCGCGAACGACGAGGACAAGACCAACAACGCCAAGUACGCCAUCAGCGUGGCGCGCAAGCUGGGCGCGUGCGUGUUCGUGGCGGCGGAGGACAUCGUGCAGGUCAUGUCGAGGAUGAUCAUGCUCUUCUGCGCUAGCCUGUGGCACUGCGAGAACGAGCGCACGGCGUCGCCGGAUGGGGGGGGGGCGGGGGCCAUGCCGGCGCCGGCCGCGUUGGAACAAACCCCCCAGGCGCCCAAGCCGCUCAUGUCUCCCACGGGACUCCGGUCGGCAACGUCUCCCAAGCCCUUCUCGUCGGGGGGACGGUCGACCUUCGGACAGUCCAAGCCGCCACCGGCAGCAGCAGCAGCAGCAGAGUCGGCGGCGAAAAUUGCUCAGAAGAAGGCGGACGAGGAGACGCAGAGGAGGAUCCAGGCGUGGAAAGCGGAGCAGCAAGCCAAGCAGGCCUCUGCGGCUUUCGCGGACGAGAACAAGGCAGCGGAAGAGGAGGCAGCGGCGUCGGCGGCAGCGACGGCAGCGGCACAGCAAGCCGCCCAAGACGCAGAAGCGGCAAAGGCGGCCGCAGAUGCACAGCAGCAGCAAGAGGCGGCGGCGGCGGCGGCGGCGGCGGAAGCUUCCCGGCUAGCUGCGGAGGAGGCUGAGGCUGCCAGAGUGCCCCCCGCGGAGUCUGAGGCAGAUGGGGUCAGAUUGGCGGAGGACCAGAUGAAGGCCGUGAGUCUCGAGCCAGGAUUGAGCACGCAUAGCGACGAGGUCACACAAGAAGAAUGGGACGCCUGA